UUUUCCUCCUAACUUUCUAGAAAAUACUGUUACCAAACAUACCAAAUAAAGAUGGAUGUACCAAAGAAUUUGCACCUAUACACAUCAAACAAUGACAGCAUUACUGAAGACUUGACGGCACAUGCUUCUUCACUGGGGGAUAACGAUUCCUGUUCUUCAUCCUUUGUGUCACAACAGAACUCCGUGACCUCACCAGCCGAUCAACUCCAGCCUGUGUUAAGAUACAGUAGAAGCAGCAGUACAGAUAGCACAGAUUCCCAGGAUAGAGGGGAGAUUAAAUCUGUAGUGAGAGUGAAGGACCCUACACUAGAUUUCUCUCCUCUCAUGGCCUUACUCCAGCCUCAAACAGAUCUCAAUAAGCCUCCAGCUAACUGGUUAAGGAGGAGGUCACUCUCCCAACAGCAGAAGGCUAGGCAGUUUCUGUGGCCAAAAAGAGUUUCAAGGUAUGCAAUAUUAGAUGUGGAAUGUUUUUAG
Saccostrea cuccullata (small rock oyster) is the source of this 474-nucleotide messenger RNA. RefSeq lists its product as uncharacterized. The record is from RefSeq and is a predicted model, not a curated record. The coding region runs from base 52 to 474 and encodes 140 amino acids. The transcript is spliced from 2 exons. NCBI's taxonomy places the organism in Eukaryota, Metazoa, Mollusca, Bivalvia, Ostreida, Ostreidae.